Molecule: messenger RNA, 1466 nt
Organism: Anolis sagrei ordinatus
Lineage: Eukaryota; Metazoa; Chordata; Lepidosauria; Squamata; Anolidae
Source: RefSeq, a predicted model, not a curated record
CAACCUCUGGAAGGUUCCGGUGGAUGAAGGAAGGAGGGAAGGAGCAAGGAGAGCGAGAGAGAGCGAGAGAGAGAGCGAGCGGGGAAGGGGCGGGGCGGCCUUGUUGUCCUUCCUCCUCCUCCUCCUCCCCCUCCUCCUCCUCCCCUUCGUGGCCAUGAUCCGCACCGGGGCUCGGGUCCCUCUCUAGCCUGGCUCCGUCCGGCAGCCGCUUCCUCCCGCCCGCCCGCCCGCCCGCCGCGGCCAUGGCCAAGGAGCAAGGCGGCGCCGCCUCGGCCUCGGCGGGCUCUCCGCCGUCCUCGCCGCCCGCCUCCUCGUCCUCGUCCUCGGGGCCCCCCGGCCCGCGCCUCUGCCCCAUGCGCAAGGGCCCCUCCGGCUACGGCUUCCACCUCCACGGGGAGAAGGGCAAGAGCGGGCAGUUCAUCCGGCAGGUCGAGCCCGGCUCCCCCGCCGAGGCCGCCGGGCUGCGGGCCGGAGACAGGCUGGUCCAGGUCAACGGGCACAACGUGGAGAAGGAGACCCACCACCAGGUGGUGCAGCGGAUCAAGGCGCUGGAAACGGAAACCUGCCUGUUGGUGGUGGACAAAGAGACAGACGAGUUCCUCCGGAGCCAGCAGCUGACCUGCACGGAGGAGAUGGCGCGGACAGGCCUGGCGGUGGGUGGCCAAAGCCCGGGGCUCCAACCACCCAGUGGUCAUAGUAACGCCCCAGACUGGACGCCCCAAGCCGAUCCCAGCGGGAGGCACCUCAAGAGGCACAAACUCAGCUCCAGCUCGGAAAACGGCCGGAAGGAUCUGAAUGGAGCAGCCAAGGAGGCCCUGUGUCCCCGGCUCUGCCUCCUCCGGAAGGGCCCCAAUGGCUACGGGUUCAACCUCCACAGCGAGAAGUCCAGGCCUGGGCAGUUCAUCCGGUCGGUGGAUCCGGACUCACCGGCGUUCAAGGCGGGACUCCGGCCACAGGACAAACUGGUGGAGGUCAACGGGAUCAACGUGGAGGGCCUGAAGCAUGCGGAGGUGGUAUCACACAUCAAGUCCAAGGACGGUGAGGCCCGACUUUUGGUUGUGGAUCCGGAGACAGAGGAGCAUUUCAAGGCACUGGGCCUGGUCCCAACGGAGGAACACGCCCGCGGUGGCGUUGCCUUGCCGGUGAGCAACGGAUCUGCCCAAACGCAGCUGAAUGGAGGAUCCUUGUCUUCAUCCCACAGCGAUUGCCAAAGUCCUGAGAAGGAGACGGAGCCCCGAAAGAGGGACCCCUUCGAGGAGAGCGGCUUGAGCUUGAGCCCAACGGCUGCUGAGGCCAAAGAGAAGGUCCGGGCCAAGCGGGUCAACAAGCGGGCCCCACAGAUGGACUGGAACAAGAAGAGGGAGAUCUUCAGCAACUUCUGAGCUUCGCUCUUGGCCUCCCUUCCUUCCACCAUGGGACGCUGGCGACGGGUUCGGAUCAUGCCCAGACCCACCUCCAGGACUCAU